Messenger RNA from Schistosoma mattheei, 2988 nucleotides. The record is from the annotation of a GenBank genome assembly. Lineage: Eukaryota; Metazoa; Platyhelminthes; Trematoda; Strigeidida; Schistosomatidae.
AUGCAUGUUGAAUUAAUGAACUUGGAGAAUGCUGGUCUCCAGGACCGUGUUAUAGAUUUGGAAAAACGAAGUGCUGAACAAGCCAAUGAACUAGCUUGUCUAAGAAGCUCUUUGGCUGAUUGCCUACGUCGCUUAAAUCUUUUGGAAAGUGCUAGAGGCUCCAAUGUGACUAAAACUAAUUCACGUACUGACUCAUCCUAUUCAUCAAGACGACAUACAAAUUCUCGUAAUCCUACUUCUACUGGACAUCAAUCGAAAAAUUCACGUGACAGUUCAUUAGUUGUUCCACAUUCUACAACAACGAGUACAACAGCAAGAACUCGUUUAAAAAGUCCUCAAAGUGUUCGAUUAAGUUCAUCAUCAACUACUUUAAAUAAUCAAGCGGUUGGUGUUAGCGGUGGAACAAAUCAAACAAGACGAAAUCGGAUUACUAGCGCUAGUUCAGAGGAUAGACAAUUUAAUAAUUUCAAUAAUAAUAAACAUGAAGGUGACAAUAAAACUUUAUCUAUGUAUGAAUAUAAUGAUAUGAUAAUGUCACGACAAAGUGAACCCAUUACUUACCAACAAAAAUCAUCCACUUUAAAAUCGAAUACAUCUUCACGAUAUUAUGAAGCUUCUAAUGGACCAUCUGGUUACACAGUAUUUUGGAGAUCAGCUUAUGAUGGUGAAUUAGAUGAUAUAUAUCGAAUGAAUCAGUGUCAAAGUCCUACAAGUCAACAACACCAACAACAUUCUGUAUCUAUGUCUUCAUCAUUUCGGAAAAAUCAUACAGUUGCUCCACCUCCACCACCACCACCACCACCUGCUCUCCCACCAUCAUCUUUAUGUAUACCGCCAAAUCUUGUUCGUCGUGGUCGUCCAUCCUCUGGACCAUCUUCUUCAAUAUAUCAUUGUGCUAAUGAUUCAGAUGAUCGUUCUGUACAUUUAACAUCAACUGGUCGUUCUCUUCAUCCUACUGCUUGGAAACCUGGUGGAGUAGCAAUAUGUCCUACAAAUCGAGAAACGAUUCCAUCAGUGAAUAAACCAUCAUGUAUACCCAAAUUUCAUGAUGAUGACUCCAAGGAAACUACUUAUUUACCAGGUGAUGGAAUUCUACGAUUUUAUAUUCGUGGACGUCCAGUCAAUGUUUAUAUGCCUACGCAAAUUAUGCAUAAUUAUGAUUUGUCAAUUCCAUUGAAAGCACCGGAUACGACGUUGAAACUGGAAUGGAUUUAUGGUUAUCGUGGGCGAGACUGUCGAAAUAAUUUACAUUAUCUUCCAACUGGAGAGUUGAUUUAUUUUGUUGCAGCUGUUGUAGUAUUGUAUAAUAUUGAAGAGCAAUGUCAAAGACAUUAUUUGGAACAUACUGAUGAUGUAAAAUGCAUUGCUAUCCAUCCUGAUCGUAUUACUGUGGCUACUGGUCAGUCUGCAGGACAUGAUAAACAGUUUGGAAAACCACAUGUACGAAUUUGGAGUUCAGUCGAUUUGAAAACACUGAAAAUUAUUGGUUUAGGCGAAUUUGACCGUUCAGUAUGUUGUUUGUCCUUUUCAAAACGGAUAGCGGAGUUAAAUUAUAAAAGUCGCAAAAUAACGGAAACUAAAUGUUCCACAGAACCAAUAACAGCUGUUGAAUUUCAUCCAUUAGAUGAUGCAACCCUUGUAACUGGUGGUAAAGGUCAUUUAGCAUUUUGGACAUUUGAUGGAUGUACACUAAGUAAAAAGAUGGGAAUAUUUGAAAAUGGUAAACAGCCAAUCGAUAAACCGAAAUUUAUACUUUGUUUAACAUUUGCUGAAAAUGGUGAUCUACUGACUGGUGAUUCUGCUGGGAAUAUUAUUGCAUGGAAACGAGGUACAAAUACAGUGAAUCAAAUAUGUCAAGGUGUACAUGAAGGCGGUAUAUUUUCAUUAUGUUUAACAAAUAAUGGACAUCUUAUAUCUGGUGGUGGGAAAGAUCGUCGUUUAGUAUUCUUUGAUGCAGCUCUUAAUCCAACUGGUCAUACUGAAGAAUUAACUGAAUUAUAUGGUGCUGUAAGAACUAUUACACAAGGUCCUGGAGAAUUAUUAAUUAUUGGCACAACAAAGAAUAUGAUACUACAGGCUGGUCCUGGUAUGGAAAUAAGUCCUUUAAUGUUUGGUCAUUCUGAAGAAUUUUGGAGUCUUGCUAAACAUCCACAAGCUCAUCAAUUUUUAACUGGUGGACGUGAUCAUUUAGUAAUUCUAUGGGAUUCAUUAUCAAAACAAGCUAUUUGGUCAAAAGAAUUCACUGAUGCUAUACAUUGUGCUGCAUUCUAUCCACUUCAAUCAGUUUUAAUAACAAAUGGGACUAUGAGUCCAGUUAAUAAUAAUGAUAAUAAUAUUAAUGAUAAUAAUAUAAUUGAUGAAACAAAUAAUUUAGAUUUCAAUGUAUCAAUGAUGAAUUCACAUGAUUUAUUAGUAGUAUUAGGCACAAGUACAGGACGUUGGUUAGUAUUCAAUUGUUUAAAACAAGAAAUAAUUGCUGCACAUUCCGAUGGACUUGGUGAACAGAUCGAAUGUGUUGCAUAUUCACCUGAUGGAAAUUAUUUAGCUCUUGGUUCACGAGAUAAUGUUAUUUAUGUAUAUAAUGUAUGGGCGAUUUUACGUUCUGUAUCAGGAGAUUAUGAAAUACUGUUCUGGACCGCAUUUGAUUGUAGACAAGUUGUCUCACCUAGUACACUACGUGAUUUAGAAUGGGCUAGUCAAACAUGUACACUUGGUUGGGAAGUAGCUGGAAUUUGGCCAUCUGAUUCAGAUGGUACUGAUGUUAAUGCUUGUGAUCAUAGUCCAACUGCUGAUAUUUUAGCUACUGGAGAUGAUUAUGGAAAAGUUAAACUAUUCAAAUAUCCAACUAAUAAACCAAAGGCUGAAUUUCGUGCUUAUAAUGGUCAUUCAAGUCAUGUGACAAAUGUAACAUUUUUAUAUGAUGGAUCUAGAUUAAUAUCUAUUGGGGGCAAAGAUACAGCUGUAUUACAAUGGGAAUAUUGUUCAUAG